AUGGCGUUCCCCCGACGAUCUACCGGUACCGCUGCUGCCUCCACCACCGGCACUGCAGUACAUGUCGAGAAAGAAGAUGAAGCAUCGAAUACCAUCUGCACUACCAAUACAUCAUCCAUGAUGGCGGCCAUGAGCAUUCCCUCCAAGAUUGACUACGCCAACAUGCCGUCCGUGUCUUCUAUUCCCUUGUGGGAAUUGAACUGUCAGUUUGACAUGGUCACACGACGAAGUACGGGACUACUCGCGGAUGCCGUCGCCCAGCAACGACGAUCGCAACGCGGCAAUGUGACCAUUCUCUUUGCCGUGCGUCAACCUGGGUGA
Seminavis robusta is the source of this 321-nucleotide messenger RNA. The record is from the annotation of a GenBank genome assembly. Lineage: Eukaryota; Bacillariophyta; Bacillariophyceae; Naviculales; Naviculaceae.